AUGAGUAAGAUCUCUCUUUCACCGAUAUUAGCUGAUAUUUUUCUAAAUGACUUGGAAUCUAAUAAAAUAGUGAAAAAUAAUCCAUUUACAGAUUAUAUUAAAUUUUACGCUAGGUAUGUUGACGAUACUUUAAUAAUAUGGAAUGGCACAAUUGACAUUCUUCACGAUUUCUUAGAUUUCCUCAAUACUUUACAUGACACUAUUAAAUUUACUUUAGAGAUUCAGAAUGACUCAAAGAGUUUGAACUUUUUAGAUCUUACAUUGACACUCAGAAAUGGAACGAUUGACUUUGGUAUUUAUAGAAAACCAACCCAUACAGGUACAGUUAUCCCUGCCGAUUCACACCACCCCAUACAACAUAAACUGGCUGCUUUUUAUAGUUACAUCAACAGGCUUGUCUCUAUCCCAUUGACUACAACUUCAUUUAACAAAGAAUUAAAAAUUAUCCAACAAAUAGCAGUUAAUAAUGGUUAUACUGUGGACUUAGUAAAUAAAAUUUUACACAAAAAAACAAAUAGAAUUUUAGAACAUCGAGUAUAUACACAGCCUAUUCUAGUCGAACAGGAGCCAAAACCAUAUAGAUCAUUAACAUUUACAGGUCAAUUCUCUUACAAAUUAGCUCAUAUUUUUAAAGAUUACUGUAAUAUUUCUUUUAGAACUAAUUCAAAUUUAGGUUUGGUUUUCUUGAAUAACAAGGACAGUCGUGAUAGAUCUGAGUGUUGUGGAGUUUAUGAGCUUAAAUGCCAUACCUGCUCGUCAUAUUACGUCGGAAGAACCUUUAGAUCGUUUGACACCAGAUUGAAGGAACAUCUUAGAUACAUACAGCGCCCAACAUCUGGACAAUCUCAUUUUUCCCAACAUAUCCGUAACUCCAACCAUAAUUUCAAUCCUGACAUUGAUUUCAAAAUUCUUCACAUCUGCAAAAAGGGCCACGUCCUGAAUAACCUGGAACAUUUUGAGAUUUUAAAAUCUUUAAAGGACCCUACUAGACAUACAUUGAAUGCCCAAUUAGAGCUUGAAUUUAUACCAGCUUAUUCAGUUUUACUAUAAAAUAACCCACUCUUACUACAGUACACAACCCGACAUCUAAUUAAAAGUUCAAACCUGCAAAAUCUAAAAAAUUUUAUUUUAUUUCAAAUCUAUCUUUCAAUAUACAUACACCAACAGCAGUUAUCGUACCCGCCUUUUCAUUCAAACUACUCCAUAGUUCCAACUCACAAUCUUAUACACACUCUUACAAAAUUUUUUAAAAAGUUACAACAACUACUCACUCUUAAUUUCCAAAAUCCCGCUAAUUUUAAUUUUAUUCAAAUCCAUUCUCCAUUGUUCGUUUCCUGUAGAAUUUGAUGAUUUUAUAGCUAAGUACACAGCCAAUUUUCCCAUCUUAGCUUCAUUACUGGACAAUCAAUUACCAUCUGCACUUCUCCACGUGGUGAUAUAAAAAUGUAACCUACAACUUUUUUUAAAAUGUCAGAAAAUUUGCUGGUAUGGCAUUUGAGCUCAUUCUGUUAAUAUCUCAUAGUUGCCUGACCGUUUGAACAUUUAAUACGGAGUCUGAUCAGUGCAAUAUUCUUAAACAUUAAACACGUGUUUCUCAAUAUAAAAAUGUCACCCUAAAUUAUUUGUAAUUCACUAAGACUACACAUUUUAUAUUAUAGCUUUAUAAAUUUAAUAAGUUCCGAUAUGGAGGUGCAUGAUCAUUUUGUACAAGUUAUCAAAACCUUUUAAUCUAUUAAAUACUUUAAAUUUAUAACUUACCAUUUAUGGCGCAUGAGGAAGUUGGUUGGCACCAAUACUUAAAUACAAAUAGGAUUUAAACAAACUUUAGGUUCUCUUUUAAAUUAAAACCCCCCCCCUACCUCCCUCUACACACCUGUCAUUAAACAUUCCGCUUCCUUUGACCUCGUUGACGUGGCAUUGCCACGACUGCAAUAUUAACAAUACUACCAACCAACUUUCUUUUAUUUUUCUUUUUCUUUUUCUUUGUUAUAACUUUCACGUUUUAUAUCUGUUUUCAUUUACUAAAUUUAAAUAGACUAGGCUAAUCAAUUUCUUACUCAUCUACAAUUAUGCAACAGGUGAUAUGCUUGUGCGUUAGAUUAUGCACUGCCUACUUACACUUAAACUCAACACUUCUUCUCUACUUUAAUUCUUCUCUACUUGAAUACUAAUGUAGAAUAAUACAUCUGUUAUCUUUUAAUCAUGUACUUUUAUUAUUGUUACAACAUUUUUUCACAAUAGUGGUUACACAUAUAGUUUAGAUUUUGUUAUUAAUGCUAUAAAUUAACAACUAUCUUUUUUGUAAAAUUUGAAAAUGCUGUAUACUUUAUGUUACUAUGGCCCGAUUGUACAUUGGCGGCUUAAGCUAUGGCUUAGUUGAACCGGGUUCAAUUUUGAGCGUCGGUUUAACUUCAUUCGGGUUGUUCAAUGCCGAGUUCAGUUAAGCCGAGGUUCAUACAAAUUUUGGUAAGGUUGGCAACGUAAGGCAUGCGUAUUCAAAGCAAUUCCCGUCAAUUCUCGACAUAAAUUUUCCCGCCAUUUAUGUAUUAUUAUUUGGUUUUUGUCAAUAUAAUUCUUUUAUUACUGUUAUUAGUUUAAUCGGUAUUUUCUAUCGUUUAGUUUAUCAGUUUAAUCAAUUUCCUACGUUAAAUUUGUGAACAGACCAUUUGAAUAGCUUGUGAUGAAGGAUUGCGUAAGGGUGUUAUCAGGUUUUCUUGACUCCGUAACCACUAUCACCAAAGAAGAUACUAAUUCAAUCUUCACAUUCUCUUCUCAUAAAUAUUUAACUGUUUACAGCUAUGAUUUCAAAUUCACUCAAAAAUGUUAAUAUUUGCCUUAUUCUAGGGAAGUAGGUAGGUAAUUUAAAUAAUUUUAGAAGGUAAAUUAGUUUGUAAUUAUUAUUAAAUAAAGUGAUAAUAUGUACCUACAUAAGCAUGGUACAAAUAUAAUUAAUUUAAGAUUUAUUAAUAAAUUAUGUACAUCUAAUUUAAUAAAUUAACAAAAUCGUUUUCUACAUUUGCUUCAAAAUCAUUCACAAGUUGCAAAAAGGAGCCUGUUGCUUAAAACCAGUGAUAUGGGCCCACUUCACUGCACAAAACCUUAAUUUAAGGCAAUAAAAACAAUGUUCUUAGAAGAUACAGCUUGGUUCUUGAAAUGUCAAUAACAAAUUUGCCACUUGUUUUCGUUCUCGUUCUUACCUAUCUGUUCGAUUUUUUAUUCUAUGAGCAAUACUAGUUUCAUACAAAUAGUGAACAGUGAACAGAUAUCCAAAAUCUUUGCAACAAUGCAUAAUGCAUUAUCCUUCCAUUUUCAAAAUGAUUUUCUCUAGACCUACACUGUUUCUGUGUUCUCCUUCCUUCUAGAAUAUUUACCAUUUCCAGAAAAUCUUCAUUAUUAGUUAAAUUUUCAAUGAGGUUCAUUUUUAAGGUGUAAAUAUUAUGAUUUCCGUUGACAAAUGACAAAAAUGUGAGGUUAAAAAUGCUUGAACCAGCGUUAAACCGCCGAACAUCGACCGCUCAGCUGAACCCGGGCUUAAACCGAGCUCAAGCUUAAACUUUGUAUGUACAACGCACUUCUUGCCCUGAACUCGGUAAUGGCGCUGAGCCGGAGUUGAACCUCGAUUGUACAACCGGGCCUAUGAGAUUUAAUUAAAAUAGACAAUUACUGUACAACAUUUGAGAAGAAGUGUUUUGACAUUUCAGAUAACCUACAUCUGUCUACACUGUCAAUAUUCCCUCUUGAAAACACAAAAACUAGACUUCAAUUUAGGAAGUAAAAACUAAGUUAAAUAGUAAUUGGGGAAAUGUAGUGCUACCUCCCUUAAAAAAACCUUUUACCAAUAAUUGUUAUGUCUUUGUGCUUUUAAACCCUAUGUGUUAUGUGUUAAUUUAUUUAUUUAGUUAAAAACUAUUCUCAAGUAAGUGCCUACACCCUUCCAUUAAGAUUUCGUUUCUUUCUUUUUCUUUGUACAUAUCCCAUUAUACAAUAGCUCAAACAAAAUAUUCUUUAAUUUUAUCAAUUUCUUACCUUUUUGAAAUUUUUCAAUUUACAGUUUCUUAACCGAUGUUUUGAUAAUAAUUUUUUCAUUUAACUAACUAGUUUCCCUUUAUUUCUAUACACUCCAUAGUUUCAUAGUGUAUGGCACUUACUACUUCAUAAUAUUAUGAUAUUAUUAUACUUAUGACAUCCCUCAGUUAAUUUACUGAGAACAACAUAUCUUAAAUUGUAUUAAUUUAUGACAACAAUUUCCUAUUUGUCAUGUCCUAUACUUUGACCUCUGCCCGCAUCGUAUAACAUCUACGAGCCUAGACCAUCACAUUUGUACAAGAUCCUAGAAUAACAUUUCAUACUUUGCUACAAUUAAUACGCAACUCCUGGAGCAUUGUCUUUCUCCAUUCGAACAAAACAUCACCCGUUUCACAUACGCAUCUUCCUUCAGGAUCAAUUCCAAAUUUGAAAUCUUACUGUGUUUUAACCUACGUAACAUGUCUGUUUACCCUAUCACUAUCCUAACAAACCAAUUAGCAUAAUUUGGACGUACUAAUAUGACAACAACUAAGUUGCAACGCAAUCCUUGUAACGGCAUGUAAGUAGAUUAGAACAAUAUUACUAUCUCUUUUAUUAUUACUACUUUGAAUUUGGAAGCAUAUUUAAGUCAGUUUAUGUUUAUUUUGUUUUUUAAUGGUUAAAAAUUUUAAUCUCAACAAAUUCAAACUGUAUGCACCCAUUUGCACAUACAUGCCUAUGAGCAUUUUUACUCAUAGGUUUGACUUUGUAUAUACCAAUAUUCUGAAAUGUCAACAGUUGCAAACCUUUAUUUCAAAAAAUUUUAUAAAAAAUUUUUAAAUUUGGCUUUCUAUUAACAUCUCUUCAAUCAGACACUGGUCUAACACAAGUUUUCUCUUAUUGUAGCAUUUAACUACUUGUAACGCCGACCUGAAGAUGAUCUGUAUAUUGUAGAGAUCGAAACCGGUCGUCAAAGUAUAAUUAAAUGAUUGUGAGUAA
This is a messenger RNA of Diabrotica virgifera virgifera (western corn rootworm), 5004 nucleotides long. RefSeq lists its product as uncharacterized. The coding region runs from base 1 to 1050 and encodes 349 amino acids. The transcript has 2 exons. Lineage: Eukaryota; Metazoa; Arthropoda; Insecta; Coleoptera; Chrysomelidae. The record is from RefSeq and is a predicted model, not a curated record.